AUGAGGACGUGCCGCAGACUGACGCAGCAGACGUGUCCAGGGCCGGAGCUGAGGCAGGCCAUCCGGAGCACGAGCCCAUGUUUUAUUUGUUUAGCAACAAAAGAAGAGUCUGAGAGAUUUAGAGCUCUGUGUAAAGAGCACGUGUCAGACGCAGAGGGCCUGGGCCACAGAGAGGAUGCCCCUGAGGAGCGGCGGGUGCAGAAGCCUCGCGGCAGGCGGCGGCCGCGGGUGCUGUUCUCGCAGGCGCAGGUGCUGGAGCUGGAGCGGCGCUUCAAACAGCAACGGUAUCUGUCGGCGCCGGAGCGGGAGGCGCUGGCGGCGUCGCUGCGCCUCACGUCCAAUCAGGUGAAGAUCUGGUUCCAGAACCGUCGCUACAAGUGCAAGCGGCAGCGUCAGGACCGUACGCUGGAGCAUGUGCCGCCGCCGCCACGCCGCGUGGCCGUGCCGGUGCUGGUGCGGGACGGGAAGCCUUGCCUUGGAGGCGCGCAGAGCUACAGCCCCGGUUACGCACACGGUUACAGCUACGGCGGCUACGGCGCGUACACGUACAGCGCUCCACCGUGUCCCAGCAACUUCAGCUGCACCUACAGCGGACUGCACGCACUGCCGCCCAACAACGGCUCCUACACCAGCGCCAACCUGGCAACCGCACAGGCGCAGACACAGGGCCCCAUGAGCGCCUGCCAGGGCAUCCGGGCGUGGUGA
Messenger RNA from Knipowitschia caucasica, 705 nucleotides. Lineage: Eukaryota; Metazoa; Chordata; Actinopteri; Gobiiformes; Gobiidae. The record is from the annotation of a GenBank genome assembly.